AUGGCAGAAGAACCAGGAACAAAUUACCAUGUUUAUUUCCUGGUAACUCAGGAGAACGAACGAAAUGUUAAACGGAUAGUAACUGCUAUUAGAUGCAAUCAAAGAAAUGACGAUCAAUAUAGGGAGCUUAUACAAAACCUCAAUAAUGGGGACGAAAUAGUUAACACCCGGGGUGUGUGGUUAUAUUUCAACGACUUGUUGUAUUGGAAAGCACAGAGGGAACACCAGAGAUGGAAAAUCUGCAUUCCGAAAACUGUUGUGUACGAAUUAAUUACUUAUAUUCAUGAAGGUUACGGGCAUUUUGGAAUUCAUAAAUGUAUUAAACAUCUAAUGAAGUAUUAUUAUUUCAAAAAUAUGUCCCGUAUUGUGAGAAGUAUUAUUAGGGCUUGUGAAACCUGUCAAAAGGUUAAAGUUAAUAACAAAUCUAAGCGGUAUAAACUAUAUGCUGUAAUUCCUCGAGGUCUGUGGGAUCUACUGUCAUUAGAUUUUUUCGACCCUCUGCCUCGUAGUUCAGGAGGAUUUACUUAUGUGUUUGUUGUCAUGGAAUGUUGGUCCAAACAUGUGAAGCUAUAUACUUUGAAACGAGCGAAUACCGCAAGCGUUAUACGCUGUCUUACCCGAAAUUACUUUGUUAACUGGGGCAUUCCUAAACGACUUAUGUCUGACAACGGUAGUGCCUUUAUUAGUCAAAAGUUUCAAGAUAUGAUAAAACAAUAUGGAAUCAAACAAAUCUUAAUUUCGAAAUAUCACCCUCAAAGUAAUUUAGUUGAAAGAGUCAUGAAAGAAUUAGGACGAUUAUGGAAUGUGUCAAAACGUAACUGUAUCAGUGCAUUGUACACUAUGGACAAAUCUGCACAUACGUCACACACUCUUUCAGAGUGCGUGAAGGAUAUACAUCUGUGCAGCGACAGAAAAAUCGAGGCAAUCAACACUGGAUUAAUGGAACUAGAAAGACAUAUCAAGUUACAGGCUAUAGAUGUCGAAGUGUUUAAUGCUAGGAUAGAACAAUGUGAUGUCAACUACAAAAUUGAAGAAGUGAACACAAAACCUACAGAUAUGCAUGGAUGA
Schistocerca nitens (vagrant locust) is the source of this 1068-nucleotide messenger RNA. RefSeq lists its product as uncharacterized. Gene Ontology annotation, molecular function: nucleic acid binding. Bases 1 to 1068 code for a protein of 355 amino acids. The record is from RefSeq and is a predicted model, not a curated record. The transcript is spliced from 2 exons. NCBI's taxonomy places the organism in Eukaryota, Metazoa, Arthropoda, Insecta, Orthoptera, Acrididae. Gene Ontology annotation, biological process: DNA integration.